AGACUAUCUGUACGUCUUAUCACAAUGUUUGCACCUUACUGCAACAUAGUUCUUCUAACGAAGAUAAUGAAGAAGAAAUCCGAACAUACAUUACCGUAGCCUUUAAUUUUAAAAUUGCAGAAAUGAUAGGGUUCGUCUAUCAGCACUGGGAUUUGAGCGUGUUUUUCAUCGACUGGGAACAACAGAGGACGAUACACGAUCAACCGAAGUACGACUCUCCGCGUACUUCUUUACAGAAAUUGUAUUCCAACAGAUUUCCAAAGGGUAAGGGUAAAUCUUCGAGAAUAACAUCGGACAUCAUCGCGUCCAAGCGAAGAAGAAGAUUGCAUAGGACGAACAAGAACACGAGUCCCAAUGAAAUAUCCAAGUCUUCUUCGAUUGAAAAAUACACGCCGGAUUUUUCUUCCAUUUGUUCGAUCGUGCCUUUGCAGGAGACAACCGAACGCAGUUAUGUACAUGAUUUUCCAAUCAGCGUUUGGAGAACCUACUUCAUCGCGAACGAAUGGUGCAAAUUGCAAACCAGAAGAAGGAUAAAUGUAGCAUUGCAAUCGAUUUACACUCUGUGUUUCCUGCAGGUAUUCGAUUUGGAAUCGUGGAUGUUAGCGAUACCGGAAUCGAUUAUCUCGAAUACAUCAUCCGAAACGGAGGACAAUUUUACGCUGCAAUUCGCGAUUUGCACCUUCAUGUACAUAUUUAUAUAUCUCUCACAAUGGUUGAUUCGCUUUACGUUUUACGAGAGAUACAUUAGAAACAGACUGCAGAAGUUCGUAGAUCUAUGCUCGAUCGCGAACAUCUGUGUGUUCAUAUUGGCACAUAAUUAUUAUGGCUUUUAUAUCCAUGGAAGAUCAGUACAUAGAUUUGCGGAUAAUGAUCUUCGUACCUUGAUAAACGAUUUAAGAAAAGAAGAAGACGAUUUAUGUGCGCACAGAGGCCUGGUACCCGGCACAACCGACCAGACUUUUAUAUUAUCGUUGACCUACUCGUUUAAAUCGUUAUAUGAUGAACUCAUGAGGCAAAAGAAUAAUGGAAGCAUGGAAAUUUUAAAAGCAAGCGACACACUUUCUAGAAAUUGGAAACAAUCAUCUGAAACCAGGUAAAAAAUUAGGCUCUUUCUAACGCAAUUUCUGGAUCAUUGUUUGGAAAAUGAAGAUUAUAUAAUCAAAGAGCAGCACAUAUUAGAAAAAUUAUGGGACGUUCUUUUUGUAGAUGCCAAAGACAAAUCUGUUUUUUAUACUGAUAAUUAUUCCUUCAACAAAGCUGUGUUUCAUGGAAACGAAUGGUUAUUAGCGACAUUUGAAAUCACUGUGUUUGCCUUCUUUUUGGCAUUGUAUAAUUUUUACAUUUUCGCUUGUACAGCGACGGUUAUCAUAUCUCAACACGUUAUAGUAGAGGUUAAUUUUUGUCUACCUAAGAUUAAAUAUAUGUCCAAAGAAAUUGGCCCUAAAUUAAAAUUAUGA
Molecule: messenger RNA, 1457 nt
Organism: Mycetomoellerius zeteki
Lineage: Eukaryota; Metazoa; Arthropoda; Insecta; Hymenoptera; Formicidae
Product: meckelin-like
Exons: 7
Biological process (GO): cilium assembly
Cellular component (GO): MKS complex; ciliary transition zone
Source: RefSeq, a predicted model, not a curated record